UGGACCAGUCAGACUGUCAGGGGCCUUUGGGAAACUGGGAUCAGUAUCAGUUGCUAGUUGGAAUGGGUGGUAAAGGGAGGCAGUGAAUGGAGGGAGUCUCUGGUCAAGCAGUCGAGUGUUUCAAAAGUUCCUCUGGAUUGUAAGAAGUGACUUCGAAGAGAAUUACAAAACACGGCCUAAGAGCUAAAGAACGUAGCCCGCUAUAUAAUCUCGUUUAUUGUGACUUUUAUUGCCGUUAAUUUCACAGGGCUAUUCACGAUGGAACUCAUUAACAUCUUAAUGAUCCUCGGCGCGCUUUCCCCUGCAGCUUUGCCCAGGGUACUAGGAGACGCCAUAAAUGAUGGCAGCGCUCUAGAACCUGGAAGAUUAACAGCACCCCAGGCUUCCUAUAACACACAACCAGCUGAUAGCAGAACUAUGACCGCUGGAUUGGCUGCUAGCCAUGUGUUGAAUGUGACUUCUACUACGCCAGUGUCCCUUAUAUCAGCUACCAGUUUUGCGUUCCCUGGGGUAGCUGAAUCAACUAUUAGACCAGUGCCUUUCGGGUCACCUGCUAGCCAAGUGUCCCCCGAAGCAGCUACUCGUCCAACGCCCAAUGAAUCAACUACUAAACCAGUGACCCCAGGGGUAGCUUCUGGACCAGAGUCUCUUGCGGUGGGUACCUCCAGCCCCAUGGAAUCGUGCCCGGUUAUAGGGGGACCGCAGGUGGCUGGGUCUAUCGUUAAAUGUUACUGCCAAGGAGAUGAAAUCCUUGAGGACGAACAAUGUCGACCUUACGACGGGAAUACAGUCAUUCCCGCCCAGAGGGACUUCCUACUUACUUGGGAGGAAGAUACAACCAACUACGACGUGACAGUGAAGGACAUCAACUGUGACCCAGCCAAGCAUCUCUCCUUCAACUUCACGGAGGGCCAAUUCCAUCUGAGACCCCGGGGGGACAUGGUCCUUCUCCAGAAAGCCGGCGAACUUGAAGGCCAGCGCAUUAACAAGUACUGCCUCAUCCACCACUUAAAUCCUUACGGUGAUUUGACAUACAUGAUCAAGGCAUGUGUGCCCAUACCGUCUGUGCCAAGAUGCUGUCCUCCUGGACAAGCCAUGAAAGACGGUUCGUGCCAGCCAGCCAGGACGCCUCAGUUGCUCAGACCUCCUAUAUCUGCAAAACCAUUUUCCAAGAACGUAGCCUGGUCCAACAUCACAAAUUACGUCAGUCCACUGACAUGCGACUCCGAACCCAUGAUAACUAUACCUCUUGAUUAUAAGCAGUCUAACUUACUGUCCCUCGCUGACGGUGUAGUAAAUGGCUGGAUUCCAGAUGAGGUCGACAUGAGACGCGUAUAUCACAAGUGCCCUGAAUAUUGUGUUGACGGGAUUGAGAACUCUGAUGUCUCUACUGAUUACUUCACGAGCUUUUGCUACAUCAAUCCGACAGAGGCCUUUCAGAAAUCCUGCUCAAAUGGGACGUGCAUUAACAAAUGCUGCAACAAGGGGUACUCGAUGGACAUCAAUCGCUUCAGCUGUGAGCCAGAUCCCAACAAUACUUUCAGUCCACCUGGUUUGUCCAGUUUCAAUGUUGUGACUGGAUGGCCUGUGUGCAAGCCAAUUAUCAGAGCCGAGGGGAUGGUUAACAUAGGCAUGGAUGGUAGUCUGAAUGCUGAAGGCAGAGUUAUUCCCACCACCGAAUUCUGCAUUGAUACAUUCAUCGACGUUACUAUUCGUGAACAAGGUGCUCUGAUAUGCCUAAAUGACACUCCCACUUGGCUGAAGGUGCGACCAGUUCUGUUUUCCAUUUGUCAAGUGAUUUCUCUCAUGUUCCUGAUUACCACCAUCUUUCAUCUGCUAUUGUCGUCAGGGUUAUUGGCCACUGAGGAUUCGUGCCUUUUCUUUUAUGCAGUUUCGCUCUGUAUUGCAUAUUCCGCAAGCCUGGCAGUUCAUAUUGCUGGUAGAAGCAUGGGUGACGCGGCCUGUUUCAGAACCGCCAUCGUUAUGCAGUUUGGAUUUCUUGCAACGUACUUCUGGUUGAAUGCAAUGUGCUUUGAGACGUGGAGAGAAACGUGGAGUCUCAAGGAUUACUUGCCCAUCAGAUUGUGCCGUAAGAGUAUUUAUGCGUUGUAUGGCUGGGGAAUCCCUCUUUGCAUAUGCAUAAUUACAAUCGUAAUGCAGAACCUGGCUCCUGACAACGUUUGGGGUGUGAUCAAGCCGAAUAUUGGAGUUUCAAGUUGUUGGUUUCAUGAUGAUGCGGCUUUACUAGUCUACUUCUACGGCCCGAUUGGCGUCCUAUCUACCUGGAACGUGUUGCUUCUCGUCCUGACACGUCUGAACUACAGGAAAUCGACCGAGACCUCAAGGGCCGAGGAAAAUCAACUUGAGAGCGAAAAGGAGAAGAAACCCCCAACAGAAAUCACUGGUCACGUUGAAAGAUUCUCUACGCGGUUGAAUAUCCUGACUUUUGCGGUCUUGUGUUGGUGCACGGAAGUCCUAUCGUGGAAAGUGGCUCCUCUGGAACUCUGGGCACUGACAGACACCUUGAACUCCUUACAAGGGAUCACCGUCCUCCUACUUCUGCUGUCAAGGACAAAGAGAGUCUCGCCAACAGACGCCAAGGGCGAAAACCUCCUCAGACUGUCGAAGAAAGUCCUGGGGAAACUGAGGAAAACUUUCCGCUAUGAAGUCAAUUCUUCAGAUUCAACGAGAACCGAAUUCAAAGCAGCUGUUUGAAUUACGCUUAUUUUACUGACGUGAUUCUGCUUCGUCACUCAGCUUUGCUGUUUGAACUACGCUCAUCUUCUGAUUUGGUCUUGCUUCGUCAUUUAGCUUUGCUGUUUGAACUACGCUCAUUUCUCCCCACGUGAUCCGGCUUAGUCCUUUAGCUUUGCUGUUUGAACUACGCUCAUUUUCCUGACGUGAUCCUGCUUUGUCCUUUAGCUUUGCUGUUUGAACUACGCUCAUUUUUCCUGAAGUGAUCCAGCUUCGUCCUUUAGCUUUGCUGUUUGAACUACGCUCAUCUUCUUCUGAUGUGAUCCUGCUUUGCUUUUUAGCUUUUUGAAAACCCUUUAUGAUGAGCAAUUUCAGAAGUGGUAUUUCCAAUUCUAAUUACCUCUUCGCAUCGUAUAACGGGUCUCGAUAUUUGAAGCCACAAAGAUGCCUUAGUAAAGUUGCGAAUCAACAACUUAUACUUUAAAAAGGUCGAAGGAAGCUUGCUCAAUGAAUGACGUCAGCAGAAGCUGACGUGACAAUCACUGUCACAUGUCCAAAUCCUUUGUUCCUUAGAAAUGUCGAAAAAUAAUGAAAAUAAACGCCGUCGAUUUAUUCGACUCACAUUUAACUUGAAAACUAUUAUUCUAGCAAUCUCUGGAUACUCACCCCUGCCUCCAUCUCCAACUUUCCUAAUUCCUUUUUGUAACCUCCCCCAAAGCUUCCAUUUCUCUGAAAGGGCCGCCCCAGCAGCCCCCCUCCCCCACUGCCCAACGAAUCACUCCCCUCUGAAAUUCUCUGUAAAGAAUAACAAUUCACAUAGAGAUCAGGAUUCCAUAACAGAAUUUCUCUAGUCAGAAUUAUGAUCAUACGUUCCUUACAAAAUUAGGUUAGGAAGCUGAAUACGUCAAAUAAGUGCUUGAGAAGAGUGCCAUACUCGAAAAUAAACGUGAUCUCGGUAUGAAUAACGAAUGGUGUUGUAAGUAUAUAAAAUCACACAAUUAAUGAUAAAAAUGUUAGAUAUAUGAGUGUAUAACAUGGAAAAGAUGAUCAACUAGAGAACUAAAUAUUUACGUAAAUUGAAGGCAGUUGAUAUUCGACGACAAGGGAAAAUCUACAGUAAGAAGAAAGCGAUUCAUAAAGACAACCUAUACAAAGAAAAACAGAUUUGUAAAGACAACCUGCGGUAUGACAAGACCUUUUUAAAGAGAAUAAUCUGCACUUAGAAAAAAAAGUUUAAUAAAAAUCUCCAGUAAGAAAGAGAGUGUUUUGUAAAAAAGUAAAAAAAUUGAAAAAGCCAACCUCAUAUCAGGUAAGGUUGGCAAAUACGGACAAAUGUACCUGUGUCAGUUGGAAACAAGUCCCAUGUUAAGCUACUUAAAUGUGAUCUAUUACAGCCACGAUUCAGAUUCAAACUUUAUAUGAAGCCGAAAAUCUGUAAGAUGAAUCUGAAUAUGUGCUGAGCUAUAUAAUAAAAUGUUGCUUAACUUAAA
Molecule: messenger RNA, 4184 nt
Organism: Macrobrachium nipponense
Lineage: Eukaryota; Metazoa; Arthropoda; Malacostraca; Decapoda; Palaemonidae
Exons: 8
Coding region: 259-2715 (818 amino acids)
Biological process (GO): G protein-coupled receptor signaling pathway; cell surface receptor signaling pathway
Cellular component (GO): membrane
Molecular function (GO): G protein-coupled receptor activity
Source: RefSeq, a predicted model, not a curated record